Molecule: messenger RNA, 2249 nt
Organism: Aspergillus ochraceoroseus IBT 24754
Lineage: Eukaryota; Fungi; Ascomycota; Eurotiomycetes; Eurotiales; Aspergillaceae
Product: S53 family peptidase
Exons: 8
Coding region: 47-2065 (672 amino acids)
Biological process (GO): proteolysis
Molecular function (GO): serine-type endopeptidase activity; tripeptidyl-peptidase activity
Source: RefSeq, a predicted model, not a curated record
AUUUGUCCAGCUUAAUACAAGAUAAAUUGAUACAAAUCCACCGGUCAUGAUUGUCUUGCGGGCUGCUGUGCUGUCCGCAUUGGUAGUGCUGUCAGUCGCUGCUCCUGCGCACACACCAGCCAAACAUGUACUUCACGAGAAGCGAUCCCGCCCUUCUGCGGACUGGCUUAGGGGCGAGCGCAUUGAGAGCUCGGCAAUCCUACCGAUGCGCAUUGGCUUGUCCCAGUCAGACUUGCACAAGGGGCCCGGUUAUCUCAGGGAGGUAGCGGAUCCUCGCUCCGAGAAAUAUGGUCAAUAUUUCUCCAUGGAUGAAGUUCAUGAUCUCUUUGCUCCUAUCCAGGAACAUGUCGAUGCAAUUAAGGACUGGCUGUACGAGUCUGGUAUUGACAAGUCUCGUGUUGUGCAUUCCGAGAACAAGGGCUGGUUAGCAUUUGAUGCUACGGUCGAGGAAGCCGAACAGCUAUUCCUAACCACGUACUACGAGCACGAACAUAUGCAGAGUGAUCGCGUCCGUGUUGGCUGUGAUGAGUAUCAUCUCCCUGAGCACAUUGCGCCGCACGUUGACUAUAUUACCCCUGGGGUCAAAAUGACCCAGGCUGUUAAGCGCACUGUGAAAAAGGCAAAACGCAACAGCCAGUCUCGUGCUAGUCGUACAUCUAUGAAGACUGCACUCAAGUACGACGUCCCAGAGAACUGGUCUGCGCCGAAGGGAGUCCCUUCGGACCUUGCCCAUUGCGGCUUCAAUAUGACCCCCCCGUGCAUUCGGGCUUUGUAUGAUAUUCCAAUGCUAACGCACAAACCCAACCCAAACAAUGCCCUCGGUCUAUUUGAGCAGGGUGAUUACUUUGCCAAGUCGGAUCUAGACCUCUACUGGAACAACAUCUACGAUGAAGUACCACAGGGCACAUAUCCCACGCCCCAGCUCAUCGACGGUGCCAACUACUCUGUGCCAGCGUACAGCUCAUGGAACAGUGGCGAGUCAAAUAUCGACAUAGAGAUGACAUUGUCCCUGAUAUACCCUCAGGAGGUGGUUUUAUACCAGGUUGAUGACCAGCUGUAUGAACCCGCUGAAGUUGCUACCACCAACCUGUUCAACACUUUCCUUGAUGCUUUGGAUGGAUCCUACUGCACAUACUCGGGCUAUGGUGAAACGGGAGACGACCCAAGCAUUGACCCUGUCUACCCUGAUAACCGUGCAGGAGGCUACACAGGAGAACUCCAGUGCGGUGUUUAUAAGCCUACCAACGUGAUCUCGGCAUCCUACGGUCAGGCUGAAGCCGACCUCCCCAUGAAAUACGUUGAACGUCAGUGUAACGAGUUCUUGAAGCUUGCUAUGCAGGGGGUAACUAUUCUCUUCGCUUCUGGUGAUUACGGUGUCGCCUCCUUCCACGGUGACGGUCCCAACGAAAACGGCUGCCUAGGGCCUAAUGCCAAUGUUUUCAACCCGCAAUACCCAUCCGGCUGCCCUUGGGUGACCUCCGUCGGCGGGGCCAUGAUAUACAAUGACCAAAGUGUCGCCGACCCAGAAAGCGUGAUGCAAGUCAACCUCGGCGGUACAGCGGUUAAUUUCUCCUCGGCUGGUGGCUUUUCAAAUUACUUCACUCGACCUUGGUACCAAGAGUCUGCCGUGGAGGAAUACUUCCGCAUUGGUGACCCCGAGUACCCGUACUAUUCGGGAUUGAAUGUGGAUGUCAAUACUACCACUGGAUUGUACAACCGUAUCGGGCGUGCUUUUCCUGAUGUUGCUGCCAAUGGGGCUUACUUCCCUUCGUUCUUGGAUGGAGCACUGUACCAUUUCUUUGGAUCAAGUUUGGCAGCUCCGUUGUGGGCAUCUGUUAUUACUUUGAUCAAUGAAGAUCGUCUUGCGGCUGGCAAGUCGACUGUUGGAUUCUUAAACCCAGUGCUCUACGCCCACCCAUACGUACUAAACGAUAUCACCAACGGUACUAAUUUGGGCUGUGGCACUGAAGGAUUCUCGGCAGUGAAAGGCUGGGAUCCGGCUACUGGGCUGGGCACGCCUAACUUUCGGAAGUUGAAGGAAUUGUUCAUGCACCACAUUCCUUAGGUUUUCUGGAAAUGUGUAAUAUAAUUUUCGGUGGCCAAUUUUGCCAUGAUUUGACUGUCAAAGAGUAGGGCCAAGGUUGCGGGUAUUUUGCGCAAAGUAUUAUAAGGCAGCGUGUUUCGUAUGAUAUCAAUCUGGUGCUCCUCAGUUCACAGACGGAAAUUUAGAAUACUGCCCAUGAUUUUAC